GUUAGUAUUGAAAGAGUCAGUCGCAAAUGAGAUUUACCACAAGUAAGAUGGAAUCUGGUGAUUUAUUCAAUCCUGAUAUUAGAGUGAAAGAAGAGGCUCGUGAUGACCCUCUCAAUGAUGAUGACGGUUAUAAAAUAAUUGACACGACACUUGCAGUUCCUCAAAAUGUUAAAUACGAGAGGUCUUGGCAUGAAAAUUCAACCCAAGGGCUUCAAGAAUAUGGUGAAAAUCAUGAGAAUGAACUUGACGACAUUCAAAUCGAGUUGGAAUGUACAGACAUGAAGCCCAAUUUAUUGGCCGUAGCGAAAAUUGAAGAUUUCUCUCCAAAUCACUGGCAAGAUAACAAUGAUUACAAAACUGGAAGCAAAAUUAAAUUAGAAAAUAUCGGGACAGUGAAGAAAGAAAUUUUAAGCGAAGAAGCCACUGUAUUCAAUUUCGGACGUGGACUCAACGAAAAAAAUGAGAAAGAAUGUGUUGGAAAGUCGAACUAUAAGAAGAGUCUCAAAUCACACGUGGGUAUGGUUCGAAGUGGUGUCAAACAUGCAUGCGAUAUAUGCCAAAAGACAUUCUCAGAAAAGAGUAAUCUGAAAAAACACAUGGAUUCGGUGCAUCAUAAAAUAAGGCAUGCAUGCCAUACAUGCCAAAAGACAUUCUCACACAAGAGUAAUCUUAGAAAUCACAUCGAUUCGGUGCAUAAUGGAAUUUCACAUACGUGCAAUAUAUGCCCAAAGACAUACUCGGACAAAAGAAGUCUCAAAAAACACAUCGAUUCGGUGCACAAUCGAGUCCGACACGAAUGCGAUAUUUGCGGAAAGAUUUUUAAACUGAAGGAAAAUCUCAAAAAACACGUCGAUUCGCUACAUAAUGGUAUCACAUAUUCGUGUGAUAUUUGCGGGAAGACAUUCGCACUAAAGAGCAGUCUUAAAAAACACAUCGAAUCGGUACAUAAUGGCAUUUCACAUGCAUGUGAUAUUUGCGAAAAGACAUUCACACAAAAGGGUCAUCUCAAAAUCCACAUCGAUGCGGUGCAUAAUGGUAUCACAUAUUCGUGUGAUAUUUGCGGGAAGACAUUCGCACAGAAGAGUCAUCUCAAAAUCCACAUCGAUUCGGUGCAUUAUGUGGUCAGACAUGCGUGUGGUAUAUGCCAAAAAAAAUUCUCACACAAAGUUAGUCUCAAAAAACACAUCGAUUCGGUGCAUAAUGGCAUUUCACAUGCAUGUGAUAUUUGCGAAAAGAUAUUCACACAGAAGAGUCAUCUCAAAAUCCAUAUCGAUAUGGUGCACCGUAAAAUCACUCAUCCAUGUGAUAAAUGCCAAAAGACAUUCUCAGGCAAGAAUGGUCUCACCAAACACAUCGAUUCGGUGCACAAUCGAGUCCGACACGAAUGCGAUAUUUGCGGAAAGAUUUUUAAACUGAAGGAAUAUCUCAAAAAACACAUCGAUUCGCUACAUAAUGGUGUUAGACUUGCAUGUGAUAUAUGUAAAAGGACAUUCUCAACCAAAAGUAAUCUCAAGAAUCACAUCGAUUCGGUGCAUAAUGAUGUCAUCCAUUCGUGCAAAACCUGCGGAAAGACAUUCAGAUGGAAAAGAAGUGUUAAAGCUCAUAUCGACAUGGCGCAUAACUCGCGCAAUCAGAUUUAAUAAAUAUAUAUUAUUCAUGUUCAAAUGAAAUGAAAAUUUUGAUGUACGAUUCAGUGUAAUUGUUCGGAAGACUGAAUUGAAAAAAUUUCGAUACCUUGUAGAAGGAUUUUUGAAGAAUACUGAAUCGAUUCUCUCCAAAGUUUUACCAUAAAAUAUUAAUAACUACAUUUACAGCGUAUAGGUAUAGGAUGUUUUUCGAAAUUUUGAUUUAAAAUUUUUUUUAGAAAAACGUUGGAAAACAUUUUUCCACCAUUUUGUUACUUUUGCAAUUAUCAAAAAUCAUCCUAUUAAUGCUAUAGUUACAGUCAUUAAAGGUGAACAGUAAAAAUUCGGAGAGUAUAGGUUCAGUGGAUUUCAAAAUUUCUUCAACGGGCCAUGCCUCUCUUAUUUAUUCAAACAUUUUUUGAUUAACCGUAGAAUUCUUGCAAAUUCAUAGGUAUGAAUAAAAUAAAUGGUUUUAUGUAGCUCAA
This is a messenger RNA of Trichogramma pretiosum, 2110 nucleotides long. Its product is annotated as zinc finger protein 596-like. NCBI's taxonomy places the organism in Eukaryota, Metazoa, Arthropoda, Insecta, Hymenoptera, Trichogrammatidae. The coding region runs from base 27 to 1640 and encodes 537 amino acids. The transcript has 3 exons. The record is from RefSeq and is a predicted model, not a curated record.